Chelmon rostratus (copperband butterflyfish) is the source of this 3275-nucleotide messenger RNA. RefSeq names its product eukaryotic translation initiation factor 2D (gene eif2d). Gene Ontology annotation, biological process: formation of translation preinitiation complex; translational initiation. Bases 171 to 1940 code for a protein of 589 amino acids. The record is from RefSeq and is a predicted model, not a curated record. NCBI's taxonomy places the organism in Eukaryota, Metazoa, Chordata, Actinopteri, Chaetodontiformes, Chaetodontidae. Gene Ontology annotation, molecular function: translation initiation factor activity; RNA binding. The transcript has 15 exons.
CCCAACGAGGAACAGCUGAUUACUGCAAAGGAAAUAUAAAAACUAUAAUAGGCUAUUUCGCCGGUACAGAGGCGUUCAAGAGUGUAUGUGGUGAUAAAAUGAAAACAGUUACAAUAUCCUAAAAGCGGAUAUACUGAAGUCAUCGUUGUAGUCGUUUAUUUCCCGAGAAGAUGUUUUCCAGACCGUUUCGUGUCAAAUCCAACACCGCAAUCAAAGGAUCAGACAGACGAAAGCUCAAAGCUGACAUAUCCACAGCAUUUCCUUCACUGUCUGCUGAUGAGCUGUCUGAGCUGGUCCCCAACAAAGACGAAUUAAAUGUAGUGAAGAUUUACGCACACAAGGGAGAUGCUGUGACGCUUUAUGUUCUUCACAAAAAUCCUCUGUUCUUUGAACUAGAGAAAAGACUCUAUCCUACAGUAUAUGUGCUUUGGCGCUACCCUGCUCUCCUGCCAGCAUUCGAGACAUGGCCUCCUGUGCUUCAGAAGUUAAUUGGAGGGGCAGAUCUGAUGCUGCCAGGUGUGGUGGUGCCGUCAGUUGGUCUCCCAGAUGUGAAACAGGGCGACUGCUGUGCUGUAACAUUAGUGAACAACAGGGCUCCUGUUGCAGUUGGCACUGCUGCAGUGUCCAGUGCAGAGAUGCACAGUUUGGGACUGAAAGGGAGAGGAGUGUGUGUUCUCCACACAUACAUGGAUAAUCUCUGGGCUUUUGGAGACAAGACAGGUCCCCCAUCUUUACCGGAUGCAGAAACUGAAGGACAAGGGGUUAAUGGGAAGGCAUGUGAGGUCAAUGAGGAGGAAGAGGAAGAGGUUGAGAAGUUUGCUGAGGAGGAGCAGAGUCCCACUGAAACCGUGCCAAAUCAAGCAUGCUGUGGUAUUGAGGAGCUGAGUCUGGCCGAGCAGGAGAAGGGUCAAAAGGACAAUGAGGAAGAGGAGGGCAACCAGGAUGACCAGAAAAUGCCACAAGAGAUCAUGGACGCCCUGCUGCUGCAGUGUUUCCUCCACGCUCUCAAGUGCAAGGUGAAGAAGUCAGAGCUCCCUCUACUGACCAGCACAUUUCUCCGCAACCACAUGUUCUCCUGCUGCCCAAGUGGAAAGCAGCUUGAUAUCAAGAAAUCAAGCUAUAAAAAGUUGUCCAAGUUUCUACAGGCCAUGCAGCAGCAGUAUAACCUUGUGCGUGUGAAAGAACUGACCAAGGGUGUGGAGAGCAUUGUGGAGGUGGACUGGAAAAAUCAAGAACUGCAUUCCUUCACUGUUCCUGAAGGGACAGGUGUUGAAGCAGCUGCGGUGCAGGAAGGAGGGGAAGAAACUCCGUACCAUCCUCCUGAAAUCACAACUCUGUACUCUGUGUCAGCUCGACUGGAGCCUCUCUUUCUGGACACAAACAAGAGAAAAGGAACAAUCCUGCAGCCCGCUGAAGUGAGAAAAAUAGUCACAGACUAUGUGAAGAAGAAUGAACUGGUAGAUGAAAAUAAUAAGAAUUUCGUGACCAUAAACCCCACUCUGUGUGACUGCUUGCUGGAGAAAUCAGAGUACCAGGAGGUAGAGUCUCUCAAGUGGGAUGACCUCUUUAGCAGGACGAUGGGCCGGAUGCAGGAAUGCUAUCAAGUCGUAUUCCCUGGACAAGCACCUAUAAAAAAGAAGGGCCACAUUGAGCCCAUAGACAUCUCUGUGGCUUCUCGAGGCUCCAAUAAGAAGGUGACUCUGAUAAAGAAUCUGGAAGUGUAUGGUUUGGACCCUACAGUCGUGGCCACUGUUUUGCAGCAUAGAGUCCAGGCUAGCUCCGUCUUGCAGCCCAUUCCUGGGUCCAAGGACAAAGUGCUGGUCCAGAUCCAAGGCAACCAGAUUCAUCAAGUUGGCAAUCUGCUGCUAGAUCACUAUCAAAUUCCUCGCAAGUACAUCCAAGGAUUAGACAAAGCUCCAAAAGGCGGCAAGAAGAAGUAGCGUUUGAACCCGCUACGCCAACCAUUUACUGUCUUUAAAGCUGAUUUCCUGAUGUGAACACAAUAACAGCAGUUCGUGUAAUAAAGUUAAUAGACUGUCAUUUUCUCAAGGUUGAUGACUAAAACUUAUCUGAUUUGUCUCUCUGAGUUCAUCGAGAGUACAGAUACUGAUUUGAUCAGCAACUUUGCCAGUAUUGUUUCACCACACAUUUGUUUCCAAUGAAGAAAACUCUUUCAGGUUUAGAUAUUCAAAAGGAUCAAAUUUAAAAAAUCAGUGGAAGUGAUCAAACAUUUAAUGGCAUGUCCAAAAAAGUUGAUUAUUUUUCAGCAGUAAAAGCAUUUUAGAGGAAAGUUUCCGCAUAAACGAACACGUUACAUCACGUCACGUUCCAGUGUUUGUUAGAGGAUUUCACUUAAUUUCUCUCUUUAAUGUAGACUUGAUGUCUUCAGCACAUUUUUUGUUGCAAAGGAAAUCAAGUUUUAACAACCUGAAUCUAUUUCAAAAUCAAAUGGUGCACUCUUCUCUCCUUGUAUCAGCUGUUGAUCGACUGUAUUCAGCGUUCAGCUUUUAACAUUUCACUGAAUGUUAUUUGCUCGUGGAUGAAAUGGUUUUGAGUUUUGAAGAAAGCAUAGUUUUACAUACAGUAAUUCUUUUUUUAUGAGUAUUUUUUUGGAAACAGGAAAUGACUCCCCAGCUGGAUGCAAACCAGGAACAUUUUGGUUCUUCCUCUGUGCCUUAACAGGCCAAAGGGAACCUCCAUAAGCAAUUCUUAACCGGUAUGUCCACAUUAGCAACACAAAGCUCAGCUGAAACAGUUGAGGAUUAGUGGCCUUGUGUUGGUGAUAAGGUAAGAUGUUCCAUGAUUUGUGGAAAACGUGGAUGCAAUGAGGGGUGACAGCAGUUUUCUUUUUUUUAAAAAAGCCAGCAUUUUGUACGGUGUUUCUUAAAGUUAAAAGCUGCAGGAUUUCACGCUGGGUAGGUCACCACACCAAAGGAAAUUUAGAAUUUCUCAGUGGUAAGUUCUUUCAAACUCCUCACAUAUUUUGCUGUUAUUCGUCAUUUGAUUUUGGUUGUUUUUGUCAGGGUCUUUUUUUUAUUUUUUUAGCAACAGACUCAACUUUAACUUGUCAACCAAGGCUGUGUGCAAUUACGCAACCUCAGAUAUGUUGAGGUCAGUUCUUGGUGGUGACCAAUCUAGUGUUCCAUCUGCAUAUGAGCUUUAUCAUGUUUGUUGUGUUUUUGAUGAAGAUAUUUUAGUGGUAAAGAUGGAAUUUAUACCUCUGUUGUUUCCCUGAAGGCAAUCAAGAUUUAUUUAUAAUUUUGUCCAUAUCCUGU